AUGCUGGACGCUUUAGUCUUAGAUCGAGUCGACUUUGUGAAGCUCCUGAUUGAAAAUGGAGUGAACAUGCAACACUUUCUUACCAUUCCGAGGCUGGAGGAGCUUUAUAACACAGGCAACCUCCCUCCUGACUACCACAUCAGCCUCAUAGACAUAGGGCUCGUGCUGGAGUACCUCAUGGGAGGCGCCUACCGCUGCAACUACACUCGGAAGAGCUUUCGGACCCUUUACAACAACUUCAGAACCGUGAAAAAUGUGCUUAUCUCCAUUCAGGAUGAUGAGCCUCCAGCCAAAGGGAAGAAAAAGAAAAAGAAGAAAAAGGAGGAAGAGAUCGACAUCGAUGUGGACGAUCCUGCUGUGAGUCGUUUCCAGUACCCCUUCCACGAGCUGAUGGUGUGGGCUGUGCUGAUGAAACGCCAAAAAAUGGCGGUCUUCCUAUGGCAGCGAGGCGAGGAGAGCAUGGCCAAGGCCCUGGUGGCUUGUAAGCUCUACAAGUCCAUGGCCCACGAGUCCUCUGAGAGUGAGCUGGUGGACGAUAUCUCCCAGGAUUUGGACAACAACUCAAAGUGGGACAAGAGGGCUACAGGCGGCUGA
Molecule: messenger RNA, 594 nt
Organism: Ceratotherium simum simum (southern white rhinoceros)
Lineage: Eukaryota; Metazoa; Chordata; Mammalia; Perissodactyla; Rhinocerotidae
Source: RefSeq, a predicted model, not a curated record